CGGCGGGAGAUUGCGAACUGGAAACACGUGGUUCACGAAUGAUGUUGUCAUUAUCACACUGGAAAUUGACAUCGUUCUGAAAGUAAACAGGGUCAGGUGUCCAGGAUGCCUGGGGUGUUGCGAUAUUUCCGAUGCCCGGGACUAAACCAGGGAGCAGCUGAAGUGACCACUGCCAAGAUCAACAAAGUCUUGCAGGGGACAUUGGUCAAAACUAUCGACACAGAAACUUGUAUCUAUGUACAGAAUGAUGGUAUUGCUCUUGAUCCAGAGGAAGAGAGGAAGUUGCAGUGGAUCUUCUCCAUCCCAUUCCAGGCCCACAAGCUGCAGACUACCUCCAGUCUCCAUGAUUCUCCCUCAACCCUCCUCCUAGAAGUGGGCCCUAGGUUAAACUUCUCAACAGCAUUCUCCACCAAUGCUGUAUCAAUCUGCCAGUCAGUUGGUCUGAGCAAGAUAUCGAGGAUUGAAGAGUCCACACGCUACCUCAUCACCUUCACCAGCGAUACUAAACCUUCAACUGCGGAGGAAGACCUCAUUCUAUCUCAACUGUAUGACCGUAUGACACAAUGUAGAUACCUCAAACCAUUAGAGAGCUUCAAGCUGUCUGUGCGGACGGAGCCUGUGUUUGAAGUGGACAUCAUGGGACGUGGGCGGUCAGCUUUAGAAGAAGCAAACAAAGAACUUGGCCUUGCGUUUGAUGACUGGGACCUGGACUACUACACAGACUUGUUUGUAGACAAAGUGAAGAGAAACCCAACCAGCGUGGAGUGUUUUGAUCUAGCACAAUCAAAUAGUGAACACAGUCGACACUGGUUCUUCAAGGGUCGGAUGGUAAUCGAUGGUGAGGAGAUGAAUCGGUCUCUUUUUAAGAUGAUCAUGGACACCCAGCUUUCCAGCAACAAAAAUAAUGUCAUUAAAUUCAAUGACAAUAGCAGUGGUAUCAAUGGUCAUCCGGUCACAUGCCUGGCCCCAGCUGACCCUACUGCACCCAGCAGGAUGGUCAAGAAAGAAAAUAUCCUACAACACGUCAUCUUCACCGCGGAGACUCACAACUUCCCUACAGGAGUGGCUCCGUUCCCGGGAGCAACAACAGGCACCGGUGGGCGUAUCAGGGAUGUUCAGAGCACAGGCAGAGGUGCUCAUGUUGUAGCAGGCACUGCUGGUUACUGCUUCGGUAACCUCCACAUUCCAGGUUACAAACUCCCGUGGGAGGACGAGCAGGUGAAGUAUCCCCCGAAUUUUGCCCCUCCCCUGGAGGUCGCUGUGGAGGCCAGUAACGGUGCCUCAGACUAUGGCAAUAAGUUCGGUGAGCCAGUUCUGGCAGGUUUUGCCCGGUCAUUUGGGAUGAUCCUCCCGGAAGGUGAGAGGAGGGAGUACAUCAAGCCGAUCAUGUUCAGCGGGGGUAUUGGGGCGAUGGACGGCAGACAUGUCCACAAGGCCGAGACAGAGAAAGGAAUGAAGGUUGUGAAGAUUGGUGGCCCUGUGUUCCGGAUUGGUGUGGGGGGAGGGGCAGCCUCGUCUGUGCACGUUCAGGGGGACAACAAGGCUGACCUGGACUUCGGGGCUGUUCAGCGGGGUGAUGCAGAGAUGGAGCAGAAGCUGAACCGCCUCAUCCGGGGCUGUGUGGAGCUGGAGACGAGGAACCCCAUCUGCAGCAUACACGACCAGGGUGCAGGGGGUAAUGGCAAUGUCCUCAAAGAGAUCUGUGAGCCAUCAGGCGCCAUCAUUCGAGCUGAUGACUUCCAGCUGGGUGACCCGACACUCAGCAUCCUAGAGCUGUGGGGCGCUGAGUACCAGGAGAGCAACGCCAUCUUGGUGCGGCCCAAGGACGUGGAAUGCCUGAAGCAGCUGGGGCAGAGAGAGCGGUGUCCCGUGUGCUUCGUGGGGACAAUCACAGGAACAGGGAGGAUUCAGUUACAAGACUUCAGCUCAAGAUCUGGUGAGGACACACCCGAGUCUAAGAUGGCGAAGACAGAUGCUGUGUUGCCGGUAGACCUGGAGCUGGAGCAUGUGCUGGGGUCAAUGCCCAGGAAGGUUUUCAAGCUAGAACACAUGACACCUGUGCUGACACCUAUCAAACUGCCGGACAACUUGCUGGUGAGAGAUGCCCUGGAACGAGUCCUGCGCCUGCCGUCUGUUGCCAGUAAGCGAUACCUCACAAAUAAGGUGGACCGGUCGGUGACGGGACUGAUCGCCCAGCAGCAGUGUGUGGGUCCACUACACACACCUCUCGCAGACGUGGCCGUCACCGCUACCUCAUACUUCGAUGCAGUCGGUGCAGCGACUGCUAUCGGAGAGCAGCCAAUCAAAGGUCUGAUCAACCCCGAGGCUGGUGCCCGGAUGGCUGUUGCGGAGUCUCUCACUAACCUCAUGUUUGCAAGUGUCACAGAUCUCAAGGACAUCAAGUGUAGCGGCAACUGGAUGUGGGCAGCCAAGCUGCCAGGAGAGGGCGCCGCACUGGUGGAUGCGUGUAAGGCCAUGUGUGACCUGAUGGGGAAGAUCGGCAUCGCCGUGGAUGGAGGCAAGGACUCACUCAGCAUGGCAGCGCGAGUAGGGGAUGAAACUGUCAAAGCUCCAGGAACAUUGGUGAUAUCAUCCUAUGCUGCCUGUCCAGAUGUCACAAGAACAGUGACCCCUGACCUCAAGUGUCUUGGGGGCGAAGGUACGCUGUUGUAUGUGAACCUGAGCAGCAGUGUGACCCUAGGUGGGUCAGCCCUGGCGCAGUGCUACAACCAGAUCGGGGACGACGUGUCCGAUGUCCUGCAGCCCGAGCUCCUGGUCUCGGCCUUCAGAGUGAUGCAGACUCUGCUUGAAGAGCGGCUUGUGACAGCAGGGCACGAUGUGAGUGAUGGAGGGCUGAUCACCUGUCUGUUGGAGAUGGCGUUUGCUGGCAACUGUGGCAUUGACGUCAGUCUACACACUCUAGAGGAUGAAGAUGAGAUCGUGGACUUCCUGUUCUGUGAGGACCUCGGGGUGAUCCUGGAGGUCCGGACUGGGGACGAGGAGGAGGUCAUCGAGAUGUUUGACGAUGAGAAUGUACCCUGCGUCCCUAUUGGCCGAUCCAAGGCUUUAUCUGACAGGGUUGUGAUCAGCGUCAAUGACGAGGAGGUGUUGAUUGAGUCGACGAUGGUGCUGCGAGACAUCUGGGAGGAGACAAGUUUCCAGCUGGAGCGUCUCCAGGCCAACCCCCACAUGGUGCAGCAGGAGCAGGAGGGACUCAAGUCUCGCAGAUUCCCCCCCUACCAACUCCCCUUCUGUCCCGACGAUGACAUCAAGAUCAACAAGGAAUUGGAUCAGCUGCCGAUGGUGGCGGUGUUGAGGGAGGAAGGCAGCAACGGUGACCGCGAGAUGUGUGCGGCAUUCACGUCUGCAGGGUUCGAGGUGUGGGACAUCAACAUGCAGGAUCUGCAAGAUGGCAAGGUUGACUUGGACACAUUCCGAGGACUUGCAUUUGUCGGGGGCUUCAGCUAUGCCGAUGUUUUGGGUUCAGCUAAAGGCUGGGCAGCAGCUGCUCUCUUCAAUCCCACAAUCAAGGAGCAGUUUGAGCGAUUCCGCCAGCGUCCAGACACCUUCAGCCUGGGUGUGUGUAAUGGCUGCCAGCUGAUGGCGCUCCUUGGAUGGGUAGCACCAGAUCCGUCAGAAGUGGGUUUGAGUGAGCAGGGCCUGCUGCUGGACCACAACGACUCGGAGCGCUAUGAGUCACGCUUCGUGACAGUGCAGGUACAGGACAGCCCAGCAGUCAUGCUCAAGGGCAUGGAGGGAACAACGUUUGGCAUGUGGGUGUCACACGGUGAAGGCAAAAUGGUUUUCAAAACAGAUGGCUUACAUCAUGACAUCCUCUCUAACAACCUUGCGCCUGUCCGCUACGUCAAUGACGAUGGUGAAGUGACAACCAACUACCCUCUCAACCCCAAUGGGUCUCCCGAUGGCAUAGCAGCAGUGUGUUCUCAAGAUGGCCGCCACCUGGCGAUAAUGCCACACCCAGAGCGGUGCUUCCUCACCUGGCAAUGUCCGUGGAUGCCGUACGAAUGGCGAGAGGACAACACAUAUUCACCGUGGAUCCGGAUGUUCCUCAAUGCCUACAACUGGUGUGUGCAAUAGACUGUGAGAGUAGGAUGUUUCUUCUAGUUAUUGGCCGGUCACAGAUUUCAGCUGUUGUAAAUGGAUAUCAGCCAGCUCAAUGUAAGUAGAGAGACACUGUAUUGAUGAACCAGGUGCGUGUUGAUAUCAACAGAUUGCAUAUUGAUGUCAGAAAACUCAUAUCAAUAUUAAGAACUUUGUGUGAACUGUAUAUGAAUCUCAAUAUAACAUUGAUAUCAAUCAACUCAACAUGGAUAUCAAGAACUCCAUUUUGAUAUCAAGUGGGUAUCAAUGUAGAUGUCUACUUCAUAUGGAUUAUCAAGCACCACUGUGAAUAUGGAUAUCAGCUUACUCAAUAUGGAUAUCAAGAACUCAAUGUAGAUAUCAAGCAACUCUGUGUUGAUAUCAACAUGGGAAUGUCAAACACCUCCAAUGAAUAUCAAGCACCUCCAUGUGCAUAUCAAGAAACAGACAUCAUGCUUUUGUUCAUGGACAUCCAUUUUAGGUUGAUAUCAACUCCCCAGGGCUACCCAGUGACUGGAUAUGCAUCACAACCUACUACUAUCAACUCCCCAGGGCUACCCAGUGACUGGAUAUGCAUCACAACCUACUACUAUCAACUCCCCAGGGCUACCCAGUGACUGGAUAUGCAUCACAACCUACUACUAUCAACUCCCCAGGGCUACCCAGUGACUGGAUAUGCAUCACAACCUACUACUAUCAACUCCCCAGGGCUACCCAGUGACUGGAUAUGCAUCACAACCUACUACUAUCAGUAUACACUCUGAUGUCAUGUUACAUAUGCUUUCAAAUAACAGAUGAAUAUGUGAGUGUAGGACAUGACUUGGCGCUGAAUGCACCAAGAGUCUGGCUGAACACUGUUUGAGAUGAGCUACUGUGAGAUACAUAUAGCCCUUUGUGUGAUUCUGUACAGUCUCACUUGUUCUGGAGAUGGCGUCCUUGUUAGUCGUUACUGAUCUGUCAUUCGUAAGAUAAUCCAUUAUUACUGAAUACUUCAGUAGCUGACUGUUACUGACGUUUUAUGUAGGAAUCUUUACAUGUAUCCUCCCAAAUGUCCAAAUGUAGCAUGUUUUUUGUCCUGUGUCACCUGUCACACAGUUUUAACAUACAGUAUUGAAGUGUGAGGUUGAGGCAUUAACAACCUACUUACUGUUUCUUUUCAAUGCUUACAUUAUAUACAUAUAAAGCAGUGUUUCAUGACUAAAUACAUAAUAAAGUUUUAGAUUUGAAACAAGAGAGGGAAACUGUUGAUUACACCACACAUGACUUUGAGAUUGGCAUGUAAGCUGAAGAAGUCGACAAAAGCCUAUGGCCACUCAGGCACUGUUUAGUACUGAUGUUGACAUGACACAUUCACAGUCUCACUUUCCGGGGAUCAAUAGCUGCAUUGACAAUAUCUUUAUCCCAAUAUAUCAAGGUCAUGUGAGAUGAUUUAAGAUUGUGACAGGCCUUCUUUUCAAAGUUGUCUCCCUUGUGCGGACAAAUAGCUAUAAUCAUGAGUAUACUUAUGAGGUGACGCAUUGGCAGCUGAAAGUAAGUGUGUUUAUUAACAUAGGUGGACAAAUUUCAAAACUAUGACCUUGGUUAUUUAGUAUGUGUUUUAACCCAAUGGUGUAAAUAUAUAUCCUCAAAGUUCACAAUUUGAUGCAGUUGCAGUAACAAGGCUAGAUGGACAUUAUUUCAAGGGGAAGACCCCAUUAUGACAACCUCACAAACACAACUUACCAUGUGCUUUUGUUAUUAAGCACAUGGGUUUAUCUUGGCCUGGUCAGAGGCUGAUAUUCAGCCCCAGGUCUGUUCUAGAUAUCAGUAGAACUUCCCAACUUGGAAUUAUGAUUUCCUGUUUUCAUGUUAAUAUUGUUGUGUCUAAUAGUAUCGUUUUGGAAAGGUGACUUGCAUUUCACUGAGAACAGGACCAAGGAAGAGACAUUAUACAAAUGAAUACAAUGUUGUAAUACCUCUGAAUUUAAGAAAAUUUUGACUUUACAUAAAACAACAACAACUUUUCUCCACAAGCCUAAGAAAUCUUUGCUAAAAGCAGUGUUGAAUUAUUAUUCUGACUAUCUCAUGAUGUAAAAUUCCUAGUUUUGCACAAUAAUGAUUUUUUCAAAUUUGCCAGCCUAGGCACUUAAUUUAGAAUCUGUGAUAAGUCCCUGAAGCACAUCUCUAGAACAUCAUAUUCUUGUUGUGCUAUUGAAAUCCAUGAGCAUGGAGUAUGAUAUAUUCAGGCAGGUAAUGUUUGUAGGCCCCUGUACAUUAUGCUGUCUGUUGAUGAGACAAGACACGUUUCAUUGACUUUCAUACUUUCUCUCUCCAUUAUUGUUAUAUGUUGCAUUGUGGGGUUUGGAGAUAUUGUUUUUCACCUGGGCAGAGUUAUGUCCCUUGGCUUUGGACUUGUCAGUUCUACUUUUGGCCUCUCCACAGUGGUAUUGAUGUGUACAGACAGCAACCCUGUGCUUGCCUCUUUAAACAUAUGAACACAUUAACCAGGCCGAGUCAUUUUCAAAUCUGACAAAUGCAAAGAUGUCUGACCUCAAUCUGUGCCAAAGCCUUUCAAGUCUACUGGUCCGAAAAGGUAUUUUGGCAUUUUUUUUAGUAGACUUUACCCUUAGUAUAUGGACUUUAGUAUAUGGACUAGUAUAAGCUGGUCUUACUAUACUGGAAGAAAUUUUUCUUGACUUAGACUGUGACCUGGUGAAUACAUCUUCCGAGGCAAGCGAGUUAACUGUCUGUAAAUGACCAGUUUCCACCCUUGCCAAACUAGUUUGCAAUUUUGUGGUUCGGAUGUAGCACCACCAGUGACGAUUAUGGAUUGUGUCCCUUCUAUGUCCUUCCUAUUGACCAAUCAACCUCUCAUAUCAGUUGCAUUUGCUUCAAACAAAAUUGCAGUGCCCAGUGAAGACAAUCUGAUCGAUAAUCGAGAUCUUUUUGUAAUAAAAUGGGUCUUAUCUCGCAGAGUAGAUCAAAACACUUGAGCACCUUCAUAAAAAACAUGAACAGAUUUGGAAAACAUCUGUCGACGCCUAUUAGACGGUACAUUUGCUCUGCAAAUCCGGCAAUCAAUUGAAAUCAGCACGGCAGUUGCCGUGUUGUUUAUGAACUGAAUGUUGAUUUCGUUCCAAAAGUUUGAAUGGACGAUGUAUAGACUCGUUACUCCAGCCAAAAUAUAACUCCAUAACUCAAACCUAGUUUGGCAAGAGUGGAAAUUGGACUUUUAUAGUGGGUUAACUCCCUUGCCUCGGGAAGAUGUGGUGAACAUGAAAUGUCAGUCUCCAUGUUUUGUUAAGUGUUAACAGAAUGAAGGAACAGACUUAUUUGCUGUAGAUGUCUCUCAUGUUGCUAGAUAUGAAGCCAAUGUUCUUGGGACCAUUGCUUUGCUUUAGCAUGCGUGUUACUUGAAGUCAUUAUUUGAUCAUUGUCUGUAUUGUAGCCAGCAUAUGAAUGUCAUGCCAAGUACCUGGGGGCACGGGAGCUGAAGCCUUCUAAAACCAAGCAAGCAUUGUGCAGAGUUUUGUCCCUUAUAUGUAUCAGAAUCCCAGAUUCUCCCUGGCAAUGUUUCUAGGUUUGUUAGCACCAUUUCUUGAGGGGUUAAAAUUAGUGGAAAACAUCUAAGACCUGUAUCACAUUUGGGCUUUCCUCCCACAUGAAGCUGACACCAUAAUAUUGCUGAAAUACAGUUGAAUGCAAACUAAACUCACCCAGAGUGGACAACUGAGUGUUUGUUGUUAGUUUGCUCCUUCGAGGAGGCCUGAAUUACAAGGCAAGACGGUCAUUGUAUGUGGAGAGGACUGAAUAUGCCUAAGUUGUGGGCCUGAGUUUGUACGUGAAAAUGAUUUUAGCAGUUUAUGUUAAUGCUGUAAAUAGAUGUAGCAGAGCUGUCACCUGGAAUUGUAAGAAGUAUUGUUCAGAAUUGUUCAGGAUGAAAUGAUGUUCAAUGAGAAUGUCAUGGACUUGAAGCCUGAGGAUCAAACCAUUUGCCAAUAUCUGUAAGUGGAAUUUCAGAAGCUCCAGUAACACAGACACUGGACAUGGUUAUAUAGCUUAGGAUUACAUACACAGACAUUAAUUAAAACAACACACAACGGUGACAAUCACGUUGUUGGUUGUUUUGUAUGGAAAAAAAUAGAGAAAUAGGAAUCCAUAAGUUGAUCAACUCUUGAAUCAUUUGGAUGUUUUAGGGAAUUUAAUAUCCGCCCUUAUUGGCAUGGUUUAUCAAUGUUAGGGGAAGACACCAUGUGUAGAGUCCAAGCUAUUCCUCAGUGCCUUUCCAGCUGGCGAUUGGAGUUUAUAAGUUAAUAUUUAAGAGAAAAGAACUGAUUCUUCAAGAACUUCCCUAGUCAGAGAGUUGCAAAAUAGUGGUCGUGUCUAUAACUGUUAUGGGGAGAGAAUUCAAUAGCUUUUUGUUGGUAAAAAGAUUUUGCUUUGAAAAAUUUAGAAAACUGUAAAAUUGUGUAGAAUUAUGAUUGCUGUUUUCAAAAAGGCGGCAGAAAACUAGAAAAUGAGAAUGGAUCACAAGUAACAAGUUCAUUUGAGGACACUUAAUAAUUAAAAUGCCUCAUGUAGCUCGGUAGUGCCCACCUGAAAUCUAGUUGCUUUGAUAUUGGACUGAGGUUUUUCAUGUUGUAGUGGUUCUACCAAUGACUGAGUGGUGUACUUCUCAUAUCAGAUUUUGUAUCACUUUGGAGCCUUUGUCAACAGGUUCCGCCUACUGGUUCAACCAAGAUUCUGCCUAUGAGUUCUGCCUACAGGUUCAACCAAGAUUCUGCCUAUGAGUUCCGCCUACAGGUUCAACCAAGAUUCUGCCUAUGAGUUCUGCCUACAGGUUCAACCAAGAUUCUGCCUAUGAGUUCUGCCUACAGGUUCAACCAAGAUUCUGCCUAUGAGUUCUGCCUACAGGUUCAACCAAGAUUCUGCCUAUGAGUUCUGCCUACAGGUUCAAAAUGAAAUGUAUGUGUUUUAUAUGCUCAUCAUCCUAUUUACCUCAAACAUUUUGACCUCAAAAAGAACUUUUCUAAGUUUUAGACAAUUGUUUUGAUAUGACAACAACUCAGGAUCGCCUGUUAUGGAUGGUAAUGCAGUCACAAAGUUUGAACAUAAGAUCUGGUUUUAUCAGAAGGAACCACACAAAGUAUUUGACAAGAUGAUAGAUUGUAGCAAGUAUCCCAGGCAUUUCCUCGACUGAGUUAUUAUGAUUUGAGAAUUGGAAAUUGACAAAUUUCCAGUUGCUGUGAUUUUGGAGGCAACUUGUAAUAAAAGUUUCCAACAUGUUACACAGAUCUGAUGACGCUUGACACAAAAUGGUCCUUGUUUUCUUGAUGCUCUUCAAAACAGGUUCUCGGGGAUUCCAUGUGAGAAAAUAGAUCCCCAGUAGCCUAUUCUUGUUGUAAGAGGCUACUAAGUGGAUUGGGUGGUCAGACUCAAUGACUUGGUUGACUUUAUGUCAAUUGUCCCAAUUUCAUGGAUCAAUCCUAAUGACGUAAAUUACUGGAUUGUCUCGUCCAGACACCAUCAUUUUCAGCUUGAUGUGUGAAAUUUUGCAGAGUGUGGUGUUCAACAACAAAGAAAUGAAACAAAAUGAUGCCCUUAAUCUUGCAAAAAUAAUUGAAAAUAUCAAUUUUCUUUAUAAGCAUUAAUGGGCUAGUGUUUGAAUUGUAACAAGAUAGUUUUUAUGGAUAAUAAACAAACAUCCCUAAUGUCAACGAUUGUUUCAAAAUAUUUUCCUUAAUUCUGAUGCUAUGAUAUGCCUACACAUAUUUUUUGUGAAUGACUUCCGUUCUGUCAGAAUACAUAGUUUUUAAUAUUUGUUUAUCAUGAUCUCAACAUAUUGGCUGAAAAAGGACAAGAUAGAGUAUUUGUAUGAAAGUUACAAGACAUGUUCGAAUAGUUGAAAACUAGCCAUUUUUUAGCUCACCAGUCUGAAAGUCAUGUGAGCUCAUGUCUUUGCCUAUUUGUCCAGCAUCUGUCAUAAUCAUCUUAUUCUCAGAAACCACUGGACCACUGAAGCUGAGACUUCACAUGCUUGUUCCUACCUUUGAUGCCACCCCAAUUUGAUCAAGAGUUUUUAAUCUGAUUUUCAGUGUGGCUGCCAUAUUGAUUAACUUUGUUUUGGGCCAUAACUCAGUCAUUUUUGUUUAAAAUUGUAAUGAACAGCUGAUAGAGGAGAAGGUCGUUAGUUCAAUCGCCGGCCACAUCAUACCAAUUAACAUUUUUAGAUGGUACGUGUUGUUACCCUACCUUGCACUCGGCAUCAUGGGGAGAAAACAAAAACUGGUCAACGCAGAGUCAGUAUAUGAUAAACUGUGGCAUGGUAUCUCAGUGGGCUAGUACUACUGUAAACAGGCACUAGUCCAGACUAGUACAAGCAGACACAAACAUGCAUAUUGCUAUAUGUGUGUAAUGGUGUCGAACAAGAUGUUAAAACCCAUUUCACCUUACAUCACCUCACCUGUUUGUGACAUUGUAAGCGUUUACUUUACUCCUCAAUUCGCUCAAAGUACAUUCUGAACACGGUAGACAUCCCGUCAGAAACCAUUGGACCAAUGUGAAUCUGAGUAUCACACGCUUCUUCCCACCAGUGACGACACACCGAUAUUUUCAACAGAUUCGAGUCAGAAUUUUUGAAUAUCAAUGCUGACAGCAACGUUUGUGUAUGUGUAUGUCUUUGUUGAAAUUUUAAGUUGUGUGACUUCAUAUCUAGGUGAGCUACAGUGCCCUUGCACUAUAUCUCCUUCUUACACUUGCAAAAUUUGAACUUAAUUUGAGUCUUUGAGUUUGGCUGAAAUGAAUGAAAAACUAUGAGCAAGUCUGUGACGUAAGAUUGUUCUACUGACUUUAUCUACAUCUAAGAAACUUGGUUUCGGUCAAACACUUCCUCAAUUUCAAAAUAUUAGAAAGUACUCUUGAAAACUUGCAAAAUCCUUAAUUUGUAUUAAAUUUUAGACAUACCUAUACAAUCAAAAGCUGUUAUAUUCCAAAAGUUCACAAUCAUUGACAUGAGCAAAAUGAGCUCACAUGCGAUUAUCAGAUUACAUAAUGAUUUCUAAAUGUUUUGACCAGUUUCUUACAUUAUGCAGUGCCUGUGGUCCAGAUAGAGGCUCUCCUGUGUUGGUUAUACACACAAAUAGUUUCUUCUUACUGCCACAAAAUGUAAUGUAAAAAUAGUCAAUCUACCUGAAAUAGUUUUUGAAACUUAUUUGUCAGAGAACCGUUUGUUUGAGUAAUGAUGAGAUGUUAGUUUUCAUUGUUUGUCAUAAAGUACAUGUUAUCGCCUCUGUGAAAGUGAUGCUGCAGUUGGUUCCGAGAAUUCAAUGAAUAUUCACUUGUUCAAGAAUGAAUUCAGUUUAAUUGUGUAGUAAAUAUGGUGUACAUGAUGUGCAUAGAUGUCUAAAUGUUGUCUGUUGUGUUUCAGUGAAAGUCUGUCCUUCUUUACAAUCGAGCUUCUAUUCUACUUACUUUCACAGGUUAGAGAAUAACUGCUUUGGCCAAUACACCAACAAACAUGUUGGGGCAAAAAAUGUUUGAGUUUCCCCAGGCCAAUUUACAGUUUCGCUUACUUAGACCAAUAUCUGUUUAAAAGCUUGCCUGGGGAAAUUAAAAAUUCAGCUUACCAAGGUCAAUAAGUUGUCUAUAAGUGACUCAGUUUGCCUAGGCUGAUAAUCAGCUUGCUAAUGAAGAGGGGAUUCUCAUGUGGUCAUGAGGGAAGGUUGUCCAGACCAGUAAACAGGUGCACUGCUUGAACAUAUAAACAUGUAAAACCGAAUGGAUAAUAGAGAAGUUAUUUUGUUCUCUGCAUCACCAUCCUGUAGAAACGCUUAUAGGUGGGAUGGUCAGCCUGUACAGGAUAGAGAAGUCAUUGUGUUCUCUGUGUCACCAUCCUGUAGAAACUCCUAUAGUUGGGAUGGUCAGCCUGUACAGGAUAGAGAAGUCAUUGUGUUCUCUGUGUCACCAUCCUGUAGAAACUCCUAUAGUGGGGAUGGUCAGCCUGGGAUGGUCAGCCUGUACAGGAUAGAGAAGUCAUUGCAUUCACUGUCACCAUCCUGUAGAAGCUCCUAUAGUUGGGAUGGUCAGCCUGUACAGGAUAGAGAAGUCAUUGUGUUCUCUGUGUCACCAUCCUGUAGAAACUCCUAUAGUGGGGAUGGUCAGCCUGUACAGGAUAGAGAAGUCAUUGCAUUCACUGUCACCAUCCUGUAGAAGCUCCUAUAGUUGGGAUGGUCAGCCUGUACAGGAUAGAGAAGUCAUUGUGUUCUCUGUGUCACCAUCCUGUAGAAACUCCUAUAGUUGGGAUGGUCAGCCUGCACAGGAUAGAGAAGUCAUUGUGUUCUCUGUGUCACCAUCCUGUAGAAACUCCUAUAGUUGGGAUGGUCAGCCUGUACAGGAUAGAGAAGUCAUUGUGUUCUCUGUGUCACCAUCCUGUAGAAACUCCUAUAGUGGGGAUGGUCUGCCUGUACAGGUUAGAGAAGUCGGCCUCGGAUGGUCAGCCUGUACAGGAUAGAGAAGUCAUUGUGUUCUCUGUGUCACCCCAUCCUGUAGAAACUCCUAUAGUUGGGAUGGUCUGCCUGUACAGGUUAGAGAAGUCAUUGUGUUCUCUGUGUCACCAUCCUGUAGAAACUCCUAUAGUGGGGAUGGUCUGCCUGUACAGGUUAGAGAAGUCGGCCUCGGAUGGUCAGCCUGUACAGGAUAGAGAAGUCAUUGUGUUCUCUGUGUCACCCCAUCCUGUAGAAACUCCUAUAGUUGGGAUGGUCAGCCUGUACAGGAUAGAGAAGUCAUUGUGUUCUCUGUGUCACCAUCCUGUAGAAACUCCUAUAGUGGGGAUGGUCUGCCUGUACAGGAUAGAGAAGUCAUUGCAUUCACUGUCACCAUCCUGUAGAAGCUCCUAUAGUUGGGAUGGUCAGCCUGUACAGGAUAGAGAAGUCAUUGUGUUCUCUGUGUCACCAUCCUGUAGAAACUCCUAUAGUUGGGAUGGUCAGCCUGUACAGGAUAGAGAAGUCAUUGUGUUCUCUGUGUCACCAUCCUGUAGAAACUCCUAUAGUGGGGAUGGUCAGCCUGUACAGGAUAGAGAAGUCAUUGCAUUCACUGUCACCAUCCUGUAGAAGCUCCUAUAGUUGGGAUGGUCAGCCUGUACAGGAUAGAGAAGUCAUUGUGUUCUCUGUGUCACCAUCCUGUAGAAACUCCUAUAGUUGGGAUGGUCAGCCUGUACAGGAUAGAGAAGUCAUUGUGUUCUCUGUGUCACCAUCCUGUAGAAACUCCUAUAGUGGGGAUGGUCUGCCUGUACAGGUUAGAGAAGUCGGCCUCGGAUGGUCAGCCUGUACAGGAUAGAGAAGUCAUUGUGUUCUCUGUGUCACCCCAUCCUGUAGAAACUCCUAUAGUUGGGAUGGUCUGCCUGUACAGGUUAGAGAAGUCAUUGUGUUCUCUGUGUCACCAUCCUGUAGAAACUCCUAUAGUGGGGAUGGUCUGCCUGUACAGGUUAGAGAAGUCGGCCUCGGAUGGUCAGCCUGUACAGGAUAGAGAAGUCAUUGUGUUCUCUGUGUCACCCCAUCCUGUAGAAACUCCUAUAGUUGGGAUGGUCUGCCUGUACAGGUUAGAGAAGUCAUUGUGUUCUCUGUGUCACCAUCCUGUAGAAACUCCUAUAGUGGGGAUGGUCUGCCUGUACAGGUUAGAGAAGUCGGCCUCGGAUGGUCAGCCUGUACAGGAUAGAGAAGUCAUUGUGUUCUCUGUGUCACCCCAUCCUGUAGAAACUCCUAUAGUUGGGAUGGUCUGCCUGUACAGGUUAGAGAAGUCAUUGUGUUCUCUGUGUCACCAUCCUGUAGAAACUCCUAUAGUGGGGAUGGUCUGCCUGUACAGGUUAGAGAAGUCGGCCUCGGAUGGUCAGCCUGUACAGGAUAGAGAAGUCAUUGUGUUCUCUGUGUCACCCCAUCCUGUAGAAACUCCUAUAGGUUGGAUGGUCAGCCUGUUACAUCCAUCUGCCCCUGCUUUCCCUUUGAGCUACUGGUCUCUUUUGUCUUGUGACCAGGGAGCACAUCAUGAUAAGAUUGGUACAUUUGUCUAUGACUUACAUGUGUCACUUGUGACGUUAAACAAAAAACAAACAAAAAGUCGAUUCUGCCCUAAUAAAUUUGUACAACCCGCUAGUAACACAUGUAACUCAUCAACAGGGAAGUUAACACUGAUGUCAGUCGACUGCACUUUGUCUUUUUACCAAAAGCAACCUGAAAUAUUUGUUCAACCAGUUUAACACUUCAAUGACUGGUCACACGUGCUGACUUGGUUAUCCCAAUUGUGUAGAGCGAUGCUCAUGAUAUCAAUCACUGGACUGUCUGGUCCAGACUCGAUUAUUUACAGACCGCCUUCAUAUAGCUGGAAUAUUGCCAAGUACAUUGUUUAACAACAAACAAACCAUCUAACAUACCUUACAUAAUGGGGCCCAGUGCCCUUAUUAUUUCAAGGUGUGAGUUUAACGCAAGAAGUAAAUGUCUACGACCUACAUUUCUCUCAUUUGAAACUGACAGUGUCAUAUCAUCGAAACCAAACCCAUUUGUUUAUGGGUAUAUUAUAAAAAUUGUAGAUUUGGCAUUUUUCACUGAAAAUGUGUAGAUUUUUGUUAUUAUGAGGGGGUUCAAGUUUGUUGAAAGCAUCAAAAUUGGAAUUACAACAUGUCCACCAGGUGCCAUCUUGGAUGCCUAAAAAUUCAAAUUUAGAAAUCUUGUUUUCCAACACUUAAAGUGCCAGAGGCCUGAACUUGGUGAGUGAGAUUGUCUCCAUACGUAGUUCCAAAUUUGUCCGAGACCUCAUGGUUGGAAAUCAUAUUGGCCAUAUUUAAGAAUACAAAACGUGCAUCAUUCGUCCUAAACAUCAUCUGCUCACAAACCACUGAACCAAUGAAGCAUGAUUGUUCCCAUCAACGUUUAUUUGGUUGUUGGAUAUUUUGUUCUUUAAAUCUUUAGUUUUAAGUGUUAAAUCUUUCAGUUAAUAAUGUUCUGUUCUUGUGCAGAAUUCUUUUUGAAUAUAUUAAUGCCGACAGCAACUUUUCUGGUAAGUGGCUUCUUGACAUUUCAAACUGUCAAGAUAUAUACAGGUGAGCUGCAGUGCAUUAGUGGCACUAUUUUGUCAGUACUUGUGUUUGUAUCAUUUAUACAAUGUAGCAGCUUGUUAUUGAUGUGUCACUCUAUUGUGACUUGCUCCUUGUUUUUCAAUAGUAUUGAUAAUUAGUUUCUUGAGGACAGGGAGGGGUCCGUAACACACUUUAGGCAGGGAUGGUCCACUAGUUUGUCAGUCUGGAUAACCGGGGACUAAUGCCUUGCACUUUGUCAGUUUUGGCAAGAUUGAUAGAAUUCAUUCACACACCACUUUUUUGCCAGAUUUUGAUGAUGCAUCUAAUGAUGAUGUGAUGAGGCAGAUGGUGUAUUGGUAUCAUCAUGCUGGGUAACACUUGUGAUGAGGUCUGUGCUUACGAUGGCCUUAGUUAACAAACCAACAAAAAGCAAGACACAGCAGCAAAGCAAGCCCUUCCCUAAGUAAAUUUCCUUUAGGAAAUUGUGGAUAUUGUGAACAAAGUAACUCCUGCAAUCAUUAAGUUUCUCAAGUGAUCAAGAGUAACUUGCCUCAUCCCAUCUCACCCCUACCUUCAUGGCACCUUCAAAGACUGGUUAACUCAGUAAAUAGAUCCCAUAGCAUCAAGGGUAUACACAUGCUAAAGCUUUGCACAUAAUGUUCUUUGUACAUGUACUUGGUGACAAAAGUAAAUACAUAUAAAAGCUAAAAUAAAGAGAGUUUAGGGGAGGGGUCUGUGCAUGCCACUCUUGAUCUGAUCCUAGACUUGCCCAAGUCUCUAAGGGAAUAUUUAUUAGUUUAAAUCAUAAUUUCUUGAUUAUAUAAAAGAUAAGAACAAGUGUAAGAAUGUUAGUGGCAUCCUUAGUACUGUCUGCUUAUCUAGACUUGAGUAUUAUAAGGAUAGAAUUACUAUGCACCCAUGGACUUACCAUUCAGUACUAUCUUGGACUUGGAGCAAGGCUAGUCUCAUCCAGACAGAUGGACAGUUGCCAACUGCUGCAAACUUUGUUUUUCAACUAUUAUUGUCCAUUAUUAAGUUUUGUUUAUUGUGUACUGUUUUAAGUCUAAGACUUAUGGAUUUAGAAUCAUAUCCCAAUACAAUAUGGUGUUUCAGUUGUAACUAUGGCAACCAUUGUGAAACUUCCCUUUAGAAGGCUAUUUGAUUUUGUGAGUGUAUAUCUGGUAUAUGUGUUGAAUUUUCUAAUUCUGUACCAUGUUUGUUUUUACAGAUACAAAUGUUUGUUUUUACAGAUACAAAUGUUUGUUUAGGUUGCCAUAUCCAAUAUGGCAGCGUGCAACUUUGUCCUGAAGGACACUGUCAUUUAUUAAAGGGUUGAGUGGGCCUGGAUUGUCAGAUUAGUGUUUAAGAAUGUUUGUGUUUUGGCCACCCAUUCUUGGCCAUUUGGUUUGUGAUCCUGCCCCAGUACACACAACUGCCAAAGUAGUUAUCAAAUGUUUUAGGCAUUUUAACCAUAUGCAGUUGUUCAUUUGGAUCACGAACUUCCCUCAGUUGUUCAGGUUUUGAGGACAGAAAUGUUCCUUAGGGAUAAAAAAUAAUAGUCUUGGUUCUCAGGCACCACCCGCAGCAUCAUAAAGUCUGCCCCACAUUUCGUUUUUAUUUCCAUUUUCAAAAUAAUAAAAUAAUCCCAAUACUUAAAAACUAUGCAUUCCAAUAUAGCACACAGUUACUUCACUUUAGGUCCGCACUGCUUUACUGUAUCUUGUGUUACGGUCCUGCUGGCAAUUGGAGUUUGUAUGCUUGCUUUUGGAGGGAGGUUAAUGGUACACAACUGUUUAUUUGGUUACAUACUAUUGUGAACAAGCCACACACACAAAAAAACCACCGCCCGCCUGCACUAUAUUUUGAAAAGUUUUGGCCAGAGAACCAAGUCUUUGAAUCCCAGAUUGGUUAUGACUUGUCAGCAUGCUCAUCACUUUGGAUUUGCCUCCCACGACAAGCUGACAUGCCCUGAUAUAACUGAAAUCUGAUAAAGGGACCUGAAACCUCAUUUACUUGCACAAUUUUUCAGGACAUGAAUCUGUGAGACCCACUUUCACUCCCACCCUCUAACUGCCAGGUCCUCCAGGAACUAGUAUUCUUGCUUCUACACAUUGCUGUUAACUUAUGCUCCAUAUAUAGCAUCAUUGAAGCAAUUCACUGACUCUGUAUGGCCAAUAUUUGGUUUUGCUGUGUAUCCAUUGUUCACGUCAAAUUAUAGCAGCAACUGCUUGUAACUUUAUCAUUUAUCGGACAAUAAAUAUUGUGUUCAGUUUUUAUGAUGAGA
Haliotis rufescens (red abalone) is the source of this 17429-nucleotide messenger RNA. Its product is annotated as phosphoribosylformylglycinamidine synthase-like. The coding region runs from base 106 to 4098 and encodes 1330 amino acids. Gene Ontology annotation, biological process: 'de novo' IMP biosynthetic process. The record is from RefSeq and is a predicted model, not a curated record. Gene Ontology annotation, molecular function: phosphoribosylformylglycinamidine synthase activity. The transcript is spliced from 26 exons. NCBI's taxonomy places the organism in Eukaryota, Metazoa, Mollusca, Gastropoda, Lepetellida, Haliotidae.